AUGGUCGGAGAUAUCGUCCUCGCGUUUGAUCUGUACGGAACUCUGCUUUCCACCGAGUCGAUCGCUCAGCAGCUGGCGUCGCAUUUCCCCGAAAAGGCCCAUUCCAUCUCGAGCUUAUGGCGGCGCUAUCAGCUGGAAUACACGUGGAGGCUGACGAGCAUGGGCGUCUACGAAUCCUUCUCCACGAUCACGCGCAACGCCCUCCGUCACGCUCUUGCCGAACAUGGCGAAACUCUGGAUGACGAUGCGAUAUCCGCCCUGAUGGAAGCCUAUGACAACCUCUCUACAUUCCCCGACGUCAAACCCACGCUAACAAAGCUCGCCUCGAAUCCGCGCAUAACCCCCGUCGUCUUCUCCAAUGGCACGCAAAACAUGGUCUCAAACUCUGUACACUCUUCCCCUGACCUCUCCCCACACGCCUCGGUAUUCUCCGACAUAAUCUCCAUCCAGAGUGUCCGACAAUUCAAGCCCGCGCCCGCGACGUAUUUCCAUCUCGCCGAGAAAGUCGGCAAGGCGUCGCGGCUGGAGGAUAUCUGGCUCGUCAGCGGGAAUCCGUUUGACAUUGUGGGUGCGCGGAGCGUCGGGUUGAAUGCGGUUUGGGUUGAUCGUGCUGGGAAGGGGUGGAUGGAUGCUGCGGUUCCGAGGUUGCGUCCCACCGCGGUUGUCAGAAGCUUGGACGAGGUUUUGGACGUGGUCGAGCACCACCCUCAGCCUUUGUGA
This is a messenger RNA of Aspergillus calidoustus, 720 nucleotides long. NCBI's taxonomy places the organism in Eukaryota, Fungi, Ascomycota, Eurotiomycetes, Eurotiales, Aspergillaceae. The record is from the annotation of a GenBank genome assembly.